AUGCCCUUGCGCUGGCGCAAGCGGCCACAGCGCCCCCCCGUCCCUUUUGUUGAGGAUGAAGUUGAGUCCCUAUCCAGGGAAUUGAAUGGAUCUUCCCACCGUGGAGAACUCCCUGGAAUUGAAGGUGUCAAAGCCCGAGGAACCGUCAAUCAGUACCCAAUGAUCCUGGACGUUGAGAUACUGUUUCCUUCCAAAGCCUCUUCUAAUGUCGAAGAGAAGUCAUCUUCCAGAAAUGAUUUGUCUGGAAUCAAAGCAAGCCGUCGUGCCCCCAAAGUGGAUAACCAGCAGGAUCCAAAACAGAACCCAUUGCGCCACCCGGCCGGGGAGAGCCAGUCUCAGGAACCAGGAAAACCACGCUCACGGAGCCCAACCAAACCACAGGAUGUACGACCCAGGACUCAACCACCGCAGCCGUUGCAGCCCACGCAGCAUCAGAUUCAUGUGCCUCAUACCAACACUUACGGUCCCAGCCAGAGACCUAUUUCCCGCCAGCCUGAACCCUCUCAUCGGGCUCCUGUCCGGAUGGACAUGUCUCCCCCGAAGCUAGUGCCUGAUGUGGCUUUAAAGAGUCAAAGCGUCCCAUCACGCACUACGUCAAUGCGUCAAGGGAGGGAGCAACAGUCUGGUUCACCUACUAGACCUCGCCCCGAGCCCACCCGGGACACUGCGGUGCGAGAAAAUGUGCUUCUACCAAGGCCAGUGCCACAGAUGAUACAAAAGGGUCAAAGCUUGCCAUCCCGCACACCCUCCGUGCGUCGGGAAAGGGAGCAAAAGUCUAGUUCACCUACCAGAGCUGAGGUCGUUCGGGAUACUGACGUACGGGCUGAAAGCCUUCCACCCAAGCGUAUGCCAGAUGUAGCACCCAAGGUACUUACCCUUCCAUCACGCACCCCUUCAUUGCGUCGGGAGAAGGAACAGACAGCUGGCUCGAAUGCCAGAACACACUCGGAGCAUGCGCGGGAUAUCAACGUGCGAAUCGAGACGCUUCCGCCCAGGCAGGUGUCAAAUGCAGCGCAGAAGAACUCGUCUCCUCCAUCCCGCCCCCUACCAAUACCUUCGGAGAAACAGCAAAGAGACCCGUCUACCAUCCCCAACCAGCCGGAGCCAGUUCGGGACACGGAUCCGAGAAGACCUGAGCUUUCAAAGCGAGUACCCGAUGCGACACACCGAAGCCAGUCUGUUGCCCGCCCCCCAGUACCCUCGCAGGAAGCCGGACACCGCAGGACCCGGUCGUCUACUGUUUCUUACCAGCCAGAGAUAGUUGUCCGAGAAUCUGGCGUCCGCGUGGACAAGAUCCCCGCGAGGCCACUGCCUGACCUCCCCCAGACAAGCCAAGCUCCUCAAUAUCCGCCUGUCCCUCCAAGGAGUGCGCCGCCAAAAGCUUCUCCUGCUGGUGCUUCCACAGAUCCAGUGCCGGAAGUCCCUCGAAGGAGUCAAACCGUUCCGCUUCAGUCCUUGCCCAACCCUCCAGCGCAAGGGCCGCGCACUUCCUCUACUUCCACAACAAAGCGGCAGGCCACUACCAAGUACGACCCUUCUAACAAGCCCUCACCAGUUGAGCUUCGCCCAACCUCUGAGUAUGCCUCUGACUCGGCCACUAUGCGCUUGUCCCACGGCGCUACCUCGAACGACAGUCCUCCAACUCAGGUUGACAGCAACUUGCCGCCUUCUCCGGGAUUAAGCAUCGCGGAAAGAUUGGAGGAAAAGCUGAAGAUUCGACGUGAGCAGCGCGAUUCUGCUGCUGGCCAUGAAUAUCCCUCUCCACGCAAUACCUCGAAUUCUUCAGGCUCUCGAAGCCCGGAGAAGCCGAUCGCUUCAACUCAGCCUCCUGGUGCGUGGCCUGCAGACCCGCCUUCCGAUGCCUCUUCUGGCACUACCCCGUUUCCUAGCCUUGAAGCGUCAACUGGGCAAACAAAGCCACAGGAGUCUGCACCGGCGCCUCUGAAAUCGGCACUCAGAUCCCAGUCUCUAGACCGAGAUCAGCCCGCACCUGCCCAGCCGGCUCGCCGACGGACUGUGUCUUUCGCAGAAGAGCCGCUAGAGUUCCCCUCCCAGGCUCUGGUGAAGGUUGACCACGAAACCGCGCUCACACAGGUGCAAAAGCAGGAUAUGUCUCCGGAAUUAAGCCGAUCAUCGUCACCAAAUGCUAGUCUUACUCUAGCGCCGUGUCCGAGAUCAGUGCCUGUUGCGGGUUAUCAAGACUGGCACACAAUUGACGGCUUGACUCACCUUGACAUCUGCCCAUCCUGUGUCAAGCAGAUGCGCAAAACCAUCUUUCGUGACCGCAUUAUGCUGAGCGCACCCAAGUCACGCAACGAGCCGAUCCGUUGCGCCAUGAGUGAGCCCUGGACCCGCCUAGCAUGGAUGCAGACACUCAAGAAGAAGCUGGACAAUCUCGAUCUUCUAGAUGACAUCACCGCGUCGCCUCCUGGCGGGAAAUCAUGCACUGGCCGGAUUAUCAGCGACCAGUAUUGGUACCGCAUCAUUGAUCCCGAUACCGGUGCAUAUCUGCCUCAAUUCAAUGUUUGCUCUGCGUGUGUCCGAAACAUCCGACUCCUCAUGCCAGCGCAUCGUGAGACUUUUGAGCGCUGCACCUCCUCACAGGAACGCGUAUGUGACUUUGUGGUGGACAGUCCUCGGUUCAUCCGCUACAUUGAUGCGCUGGACUUCGCAGCAAACAGGGCCGAGCAGGAGGGGAAAACGCCCGACCUAAGCGAAUUCUUGGCUUAUGCACGACGCAAGGUGGUCCUCCGGGAUUGCCGCCGGAGCCGGCUAAUCCUCAACACGUGGCACUACAUGCCGCAGCUUCCGGAGUUCACUGUAUGCGAGGACUGCUACGACGACAUUGUUUGGCCUCUCUGCAAGGCACGGCACCCAAUAGCACGCGAGUUCUCAACGGUUCCACGCCUGCUGCCGGGUGACAAAUCAAGCAGCCGUGAGGCCAGCUGCCAGUUGUACUCGCCGCGUAUUCGGGCAAAGUUCAACGAUGCAGUGCGACGUGACGACCUGCAGUUCAUCAAGUGGAUGGCUCUGACACGGUUCGAUGCUGAGCAGCGGUUCCGCGACCGUCAGGACGAGCUGCUGGAAGAUCAGGACAGGGGCUACGACAGGUCUGGUGACCUGCGGAAGAACCUGGAGGACUGGAAACGAUACGAGUGA
Messenger RNA from Aspergillus calidoustus, 3159 nucleotides. NCBI's taxonomy places the organism in Eukaryota, Fungi, Ascomycota, Eurotiomycetes, Eurotiales, Aspergillaceae. The record is from the annotation of a GenBank genome assembly.